Molecule: messenger RNA, 2586 nt
Organism: Verticillium dahliae VdLs.17
Lineage: Eukaryota; Fungi; Ascomycota; Sordariomycetes; Glomerellales; Plectosphaerellaceae
Product: periodic tryptophan protein
Exons: 4
Coding region: 1-2586 (861 amino acids)
Biological process (GO): ribosomal small subunit assembly; maturation of SSU-rRNA from tricistronic rRNA transcript (SSU-rRNA, 5.8S rRNA, LSU-rRNA)
Cellular component (GO): small-subunit processome; Pwp2p-containing subcomplex of 90S preribosome
Molecular function (GO): protein binding
Source: RefSeq, a predicted model, not a curated record
AUGUCAUUCUCCAACUUGCUCGGUACGGUGUACUGCCAGGGCAACCUGCUCUACAGUCCCGACGGCACCCAGCUCUUCUCGCCCGUCGGCAACAGAGUGACCGUCUUUGACCUGGUCAACAACAAGUCGCACACGCUUCCCUUUGCCCACCGCAAGAACAUCGCCCGCAUCGGCCUCACGCCGCGGGGCAACCUCCUGCUCUCCGUCGACGAGGACGGCCACGCCAUCCUGACCAAUGUCCAGCGCCGAAUAGCGACCUACCACUUCUCCUUUCGCGGCAAGGUCACGGCCCUCGCCUUUGCGCCCUCGGGCCGCCACUUCGCCGUCGGCCUCGGCCGCAAGAUCGAGGUCUGGCACGUCCCCUCGACGCCCGACUCCAACGCCGCCGGCGAGCUCGAGUUUGCGCCCUUUGUCAAGCACCACACCCACACCCAACACUUUGACCAUGUCCGCCAUAUCGAGUGGUCCAGCGACUCGCGCUUCUUCCUGAGCGCGUCUAAGGAUAUGACGGCGAGGAUAUGGAGCCUCGACCCCGAGGACGGCUUCGUGCCCACCGUGCUCUCGGGCCACAAGCAGGCCGUCGUCGGCGCCUGGUUUUCCGAGAACCAGGAGACCAUCUACACAGUCAGCAAGGACGGCGCCGUCUUUGACUGGCAAUACGUCGGCAGGCCGAGGCGGCAGGAGCAUGCCAACCAUGACGACAACGACGACGACGACGACGAGAUGGCGCUGGACGACGAGGAGGCCGACAUGCGGUGGCGGAUCGUCAACAGGCACUACUUCCACCAGAACGACGCCAACGUGCGGUGCGCGGCGUUCCACCCGGAAUCCAACCUCCUCGUGGCCGGCUUCUCCAACGGCAUCUUCGGCCUCUACGAGAUGCCCGACUUCAACCAGAUCCACACGCUCAACAUUUCCCAAAACGAAAUCGACUUUGUCACGAUCAACAAGAGCGGCGAGUGGCUGGCCUUUGGCGCCUCCAAGCUCGGCCAGCUCCUCGUGUGGGAGUGGCAGUCCGAGUCGUACAUCCUCAAGCAGCAGGGCCACUUUGACUCGAUGAACUCGCUCGUCUACUCGCCCGACGGCCAGCGCAUCGUGACCAUUGCCGACGACGGCAAGAUCAAGGUGUGGGACGUCGAGUCGGGCUUCUGCAUCGUCACCUUCACCGAGCACACGAGCGGCGUGACGGCGUGCGAGUUUGCCAAGAAGGGCAACGUCCUCUUCACGGCCAGCCUCGACGGCUCCAUCCGCGCCUGGGACCUCAUCCGCUACCGCAACUUCCGCACCUUCACGGCGCCCACGAGGCUGUCCUUUUCCUGCAUGGCCGUCGACCCCAGCGGCGAGGUCGUCGCCGCCGGCUCGCUCGACUCGUUCGACGUGCACAUCUGGUCCGUCCAGACGGGCCAGCUGCUCGACCAGAUGUCCGGCCACGAGGGCCCCGUGUCGGCCCUCGCCUUUACGCCCAACGGCGACUCGCUCAUCUCCGGCAGCUGGGACCGCACGGCGCGCAUCUGGUCCAUCUUCAACCGCACCCAGACGAGCGAGCCGCUGCAGCUGCAGGCCGACGUGCUCGACAUUGCCGUCCGCCCCGACUCGCUGCAACUCGCCGUCUCGACGCUCGACGGCCAGCUGACCUUCUGGUCCGUCACGGACGCCGAGCAGGUCGCCGGCGUCGACGGCCGGCGCGACGUCUCGGGCGGCCGCAAGGCCACGGACCGCCGCACCGCCGCCAACGUCGCCGGCACAAAGGCCUUCAACAAGAUCCGCUACAGCACCGACGGCUCGUGCGUGCUCGCCGGCGGCAACAGCAAGUACAUCUGCCUCUACUCGGUGCACACCAUGGCCUCGGACCGCGACGACCGCCGCGACAAGGCCCUGCCCGGCGCCCGCCGCGGCGGCGACCCGUCCGCGCGCCGUCGCGCCCCCGAGGUCCGCGUCACCGGCGUCGCCUUCUCGCCCGCCGGCAACGCCUUCUGCGCCGCCUCGACCGAGGGCCUCCUCGUCUACAGCCUCGACGACGUCCUGGCCUUUGACCCCUUUGACCUGGCCAUGGAGAUCACCCCCGCGUCGACCCUCGCCGUCCUCGACGACAGGGACUACCUCAAGGCCCUCGUCAUGGCCUUCCGCCUCAACGAGGCCAACCUCCUCAAGCGCGUCUUCCUCGGCGUGCCGCACGCUGACAUUGCCCUCGUCGUCGGCGGUCUGCCCAUCGUCUACGUCCCGCGCCUCGUGCGUUUCGUGGCCGCGCAGACGGAAGAGACGCCCCACAUGGAGUUCUGCCUGCUGUGGAUCAAGGCCCUCGUCGACAAGCACGGCGCGUGGCUGACGCAGAACCGCGCCAAGGUCGACGUUGAGCUGCGUGUCGUCUCCCGAGCCGUAUCGCGCAUGCGCGAUGAGAUUCGCAGGCUGGCCGACGACAACGUCUACAUGGUCGACUAUCUGCUGGGACAGGCCAAGGGGCCCGUGGGCGAGGGACAGCUGGCAUUGGAGGCGGCACCGGAAAAGAGCAAGGUCAUCACGGCAGCAGUGGCGGCGGAGGGCUCAGACGAUGGAUCGGAUGAGGACGGUUGGAUUGGGCUAGACUAA